This is a messenger RNA of Spirodela intermedia, 2140 nucleotides long. The record is from the annotation of a GenBank genome assembly. NCBI's taxonomy places the organism in Eukaryota, Viridiplantae, Streptophyta, Magnoliopsida, Alismatales, Araceae.
AUGAGCCUCCUGCGGAUGGUGGAGGAGAGGCUGCCGCCAGGAUUCCGGUUCCACCCCAGAGAUGAGGAGCUCGUCAGCGACUACCUCGCCGCCAAGGCUACCGACGGCGGCGGCGGGAGCUUUCCGAUGAUGGUUGACGUUGACCUCAACAAGUGCGAGCCGUGGGAUCUCCCCGGUGAGUCGUCCUUCCGCUCUCCUCUCUCCAAAAACCAUAUCGUUCAUUCCCAUCUCCGACGUACGCCGUAAAUGGAAAGAUCGAGCGCCUCCCCUCCCCCCCUUCUAUCAACAAAAGUCAACAACGAACGAACAGGAAGAGAGAGGAGGAAAAAAGCGAUUGAGCGGGAUCGACUGGCGUCGCCCGGACUUGAACCGGAGACCUUCAGUGUGUUAGACUGACGUGAUAACCAACUACACCACGACACCUGCGUAUUCAUUCUUUCUUUGUCUUCUUAUUUAUCAUCAGAUUCGGCGAGAAUAGGAAGCAACGAAUGGUACUUCUACAGCCAGAGGGAUCGGAAGUACGCGACUGGGCAGCGGACGAACAGGGCGACGGCGGCGGGGUACUGGAAGGCCACCGGCAAGGACCGCUCCGUCGUUGACCUCCGCUGCGGGGGUCUCGUGGGGAUGAGGAAAACCCUCGUCUUCUACCAGGGAAGGGCCCCCAGGGGCACCAAGACCCACUGGGUCAUGCACGAGUUCCGUCUCGAACCGCCGGUCUCCUCCGCUGCCUCCUCAAAGGUCAGAACUUCCCUUCACAACUCUACACAGUUUCUCUCUCUCUCUCUCUCUCUCUAGUUUUUCUCCUCCCCCCCCCCACCCAACCUACCAUAUAUGUUUAUCGUACUCUCUCUCUUUCUCUCUCUCUCGCUAAGUAUAUAUAUAUAUAUCUAUAUUUGGCAUGAAAAAAUGGCCGACAUAGGCCAGCCUAAUUCCUUUCUUACUUUGGUUCAUGCUUCCAUGGUCCCUUCCUUGAAGCUUGGAUAUCCUUUCCAUUGUUGCAUGAUUAUCACUCCCGGGAUAACCCUUCUCUCUCUCACUCUCUCUGUACUCUCUCCGUUCUCAGCCAAGCAUACUCGGGUUAAGCUUCUUCUUCAUCCUUCUAGAACGUCUAUAGAGAUAGAUAGAUAUAUAGAUAAGUAUAAUACAUAUGUAGAGAGGAGAGAGAGAGAGAGAGAGAGAGAGAGAAAGAGGUGUUAAUAAAGAUGUGUGGUGCCCUUGACUUUAUCGCUCGGUCGCCGUUAAUAAAAUCUGACCUGAAAGUCUGAAACCCGUUUAUACGAUUACCACCUUGUUAAUCAAUCUCUCUCUCUCAUUAUACGGGCGACCAGUCAUUGUCCAUGCGAUCUGACCCAGUCCAACUAACCAGAUGGCGGCGGGAUGGGGUAAAUAACCAGAUGACUCUUACGACCGUCGAUCCCAACCUUUCUCGAGAUCAGAAUUGACAGUAGCUUUUGUGGCUAUAGGAUCUGAUUUGCUGAUCUUAUCUCCAUGCAAGGUAUAUGCCGUAAAUAUCUGGAAGUUGGACUCUCUCUAGAGAAAGUUUGACCUGAAAAUUUUGAAAUUUUGGUGACAACGUUUAUUUACUAGAUACUUUGUGUUCAAAUACGUAUUAUGGGCACUCCAAGCAUCCGCCAUCUCUAUGCGCGACGGCGUCUCUGUGGCCCUCUUUCUCUCUCCUCUCUCCCCCUCUCCCAGGAGUCAUUUGUCUUGUCUAGGGUUGCUACGCCGCAAGCGCGCCCCUGAGUUUCAGUCUGACCCUCCCUCUUUCUCUCCCUAGGAGGACUGGGUCCUCUGUAGAGUUCUCUACAAGAGCAGGGGCCCUCCCUCCAAGCCCAGCACCUCGGAGGCCUGUUACGAUGACACCGGAUCCUCUCCUCUCCCUCCUCUCAUGGACGCCUUCACCAGCUUGGAUCCGGAGGGCUAUGGGCAUAUGGCUUUCUUCCCCUCUCAGCACCACCAGCGGCAGCAGAACUCGCCGGCGGUGUCGCACAUCUCAGUGGCGGCGGCCGUGCUGGAGCAGCUCGCCAAGCUAGACGGCGGCGUGAAGGCGGAGCUCUUCCAGAAUCCCACCGAGGGAAGCUCCGAGAGCUACCUGACCGAGAGCGGUAAUCAAUGUAUCUGGGACCACCAUCCCUUCUGA